Messenger RNA from Parnassius mnemosyne (clouded apollo), 4592 nucleotides. Lineage: Eukaryota; Metazoa; Arthropoda; Insecta; Lepidoptera; Papilionidae. The record is from the annotation of a GenBank genome assembly.
GUCAUCAAAGAUUUUAAUAUUUUUGGAAAACUCCGGUUUAUUCAUAAAAAAGUGAAUUCAAUUUUAUUAAAACAAUAGGAAACAAGAAUGGCCUUUAGUGAAGUUUGUAGAAUUUGUUUAUGCGUUAAUGUUCGCAUGCUUGUACUAAAGAAGACUAGUCUCCGAAAUUUGUACAAAACAUUGACGAACAGUUUUAUGGAUGAGGAUGAGGAGCCCAUUAUUGUCUGUUUCACCUGUCAUGCAAGACUCAUUCGUUGCAGUACAUUGCAACAACAGGCUGUUGAGUCAAAAACAGUUCUGGAGCAGUUGCUUGCAGGAGGGUCCAUGGUAUUACCCAUUCCAUCCAUUAAAAACUAUAUAAGUCCCACAUGGAUUGCUUCAUAGUAGUGAUUUUACCAAAUUUGCCAUGCUUGGCAGGUUGGCAACCGCAGUUCAUAUUAGUUUGAGUUGUUAUGAGGAACAUGCUGCCGCCCAACUCCUGUUUUUGAUUCCCUCUGCCGCCUCUUACGACACCCGUCCCGUGGGUAGGUAUAUAGGGCAAUGGAUAUUCUUACACCGCCACUACACGGUCCACGGUAUUAUACUUCUUAUCAAUAAAAGUUCACUGCUUGAUGGUUCGUUCCCAUUAUUAUGAAGUAUUUGCCUUAAUCAUCUCUUGGCAGGCACCUUAAUGAGCACUACCUGUCUCAUGCCUUCUAUACUGCUUCCUGUUACUAUAUGGGGUAUUUUUUUUUGUACUGCAAAGUUAAGUUUAUCCUUCAAUCUAACUUACUUUUUCGUUAGAUGUUCUAUAUUUUAUGAAUUACAGUAAGAUAAGUAUUUAUUUUUACUAAAUAAUUGUCUGUUUAUACUUUUAUAUAUUACUCUAUUGUAUAUAAAUGAAAUAUUAUCUAUAUGUAAUAUUACUCAGUAAACAAAGAUAGAUCUUUGUCAAUUUACGGCAUUCGUGAAUCUGUUUCGAAAAAUUUUUGAGACUUGAUACUCAAGAUAGAUGGACUGCAUAUGUAUCUACAUUCUUUUGAAGUUUAUUUGGAACCCUCACUUUGUCCAGUUUUUAUUAUUUUUGGAGUUGUUGUCAGGAAGAUGCUGCUGCCCAUCUCCUGUUUCAGUUUCCCUCUGUCCCUUUUUACGACAUCUGCCGGAUGGUAUGGAAGUAUGGAUUCUCCUACGACACCACUACAUUGGCUUUUUCUUAUUUAAUAAAAGAAUUUGGUUUCAGUCAAUACCAAAACCGCAUGAGGCUAGAGGUAAGAUUCAAUUCACACCAAUUAGUCAUAUAGAUAUCAGGCCAGUAGAGUGUGAUGUAGAUAACGAUUGUAAGGACGAUAUGUUUAGCCUUGAAUCUGUUAAAGUUGAGGAAGAGAAUUUCAAAAAUGAGAAUUUCAAUUUUGAAGAAAAUUGGAAUCAUGAAACAGGUAAGAUAUACACAUUUUGUGAUAUUAAUAAAAUAAGCUACAAGUUACCAAAUGGCAAGUGGUUACUGUAGCCCAUGGACACAAAAUAAUAUUAUAGUGACAUAUUGGGGUGGAGUGGGCCGUGUGUUUCAGACGGGUACCAAUUUACUCGACAAGGCGUCUUUAACGUUAACAUUCUUAAUAGAAUGGCUGAAGACAUUGAGCUAUUCUGUUGCAAAUUCCGCUCAAAAGCAUUACUGCUAGGGGCAAACUGAGCAAGAACACCAAGGCGACCCCUGCCACGCUAUCCGUGAAUUUCUGCAACAUCAGGGGACUUCACUCUAACCUAAACGCCGUCCACUACCAUCUCGAGACGGCGAAGCCGGCCUUGCUCUUUCUGACCGAGACGCAGGUUUCCUCUCCGGCUGAUAUUUCGUAUCUCUCCUACCCGGGGUACAAAUUGGAGCAUUCCUUUGUGCCUCGGGCUGGAGUUUGCGUGUAUCUCAGAGAGGACAUCUGUUCUCGACGCCUCGGCAGUCUUGAAGGUUCGGACCUGUCCAUCCUUUGGCUACGCGUAGACAGCGACGACCAUCCGCGCGUCUACGGGUGCCUCUAUAGGUCCCAUAGCGGUAAUGCCGAAACAGACCGACUCAUCGACCACGUCCAAAUGGCUACAGAUUUCUUGCUACAACAGGUCCCAUCCGCAGAGAUCGUGAUCCUUGGCGAUUUUAACGCCCACCAUGCCGAAUGGCUCGGUUCACGUCUAACCGAUCAUGCGGAGAGAUCUGUUUAUGACUUUGCCUUGGCAUAUGGUCUGACACAACUGGUUACUUCGCCUACGCGGAUUCCAGAUGUGGAGGAUCAUACACCUUCCCUGUUGGACCUUCUGCUGACCUCUCAUCCGGACGGAUAUCAGGUUUCCGUCGAUGCCCCUCUCGGCUCUUCGGACCAUUGUCUGAUCCGGAGUGUGGUGCCACUCACGCUCCCUUCGCGGUUGCGUUCUGCAGGUUGCCGCCGUGUUUGGCAUUACAGGUCGGCGGAUUGGGACGGAAUGCGGUCCUUCUUUGCAUCCUACCCAUGGGGGCGGGUUUGCUUCUCGCCGGAUGAUCCCAGCGCUGUUGCUGACUCUGUCACUGAUGUGGUGCUACAGGGAAUGGAACUAUUUAUUCCAUCAUCUGUGGUACCCAUCGGAGGCAGAUCUCAGCCUUGGUUUGGCAGCUCCUGUAAGACUGCAUUACGCAGUAAGCAGGAGUGUUAUCAAGCCUGGGCUGCGGCUUCGGCGACUCGGGAUGUAAAUACCAGCACACUUUAAAAAAAGUAUAACUUCGCCUCCAGGUCCUUCAAAAGAGUUAUUGCCAAGGCAAAGUCAGAGCACAUAGGCAGAAUUGGCGAGAAACUAGUUCGCCUUCCUUCGGGAACCCGUGCAUUCUGGUCUCUCGCCAAGGCUGUCCAAGGGAAUUUCUGUAAGCCAUCACUACCACUGGCCCAUGACGCAAAAGACAAAGCCGACCUUUUAGGCUCCCUUUUUGCGUCCAACUCGACUCUUGAUGACGGGGGGAAAACACCGCCGACCAUCCCGCGGUGUGAGUGCUCCAUGCCGGAUGUGCUGUUCUCACAGCGCUCGGUUCGCAAAGCACUGCUCUCCCUGGACAUCCAGAAGUCGAGUGGGCCUGACGGAAUCCCCCCAAUUGUGCUGAGGACGUGUGCUCCGGAGUUGGCACCGGUCCUAACGCGUCUUUUCCGGUACUCCUACUCCCAAGGCGUAGUCCCGAAUUCAUGGAAGACAGCUUUUGUCCACCCGAUCCCUAAAAAAGGCGACCGCUCAGACCCAUCCAACUAUAGGCCUAUCGCGAUCACCUCCUUGUUCUCCAAAAUAAUGGAAUCCAUUAUUAACUGCCAGCUCAUCCGGUACCUUGAGGAUCACCAGCUGAUUAGUGACCGCCAAUACGGUUUUCGUCGGGGUCGAUCAGCUGGUGAUCUUCUGGUCUACCUGACCCAUAGAUGGGCGGAGGCAGUAGAGUCCAAGGGGGAGGCGUUGGCCGUUAGUCUGGACAUUGCUAAGGCCUUCGAUCGGGUUUGGCACAAAGCGCUUCUUUCGAAGCUCCCUUCCUAUGGGCUUCCCGAGAAAUUGUGCAAUUGGAUCACCAGCUUCCUUGCAGAUCGGAGCAUCAAGGUCGUUGUAGACGGUGCAUGCUCUGACUACAAGCCUAUUAACGCUGGUGUUCCACAAGGCUGUGUGCUAUCACCAACGCUGUUUCUUCUGCAUAUCAAUGAUAUGUUGCUAACUGGUAACAUUCAUUGCUAUGCGGAUGACAGCACUGGUGAUGCUCUAUACACCGGCCGUGCCAAUAUUUCUCGGGUAAACGUCGCUGAGUACCGGAACAAACUUGUGUCUGAAGUCGAGUCUUUGCUGAACAAAGUCUCGGAUUGGGGGCGACUAAAUCUAGUCCAAUUUAAUCCUCAGAAGACACAAGUUUGCGCGUUUACCGCUAAAAAGAACCCCUUUGUCGUAUCUCCUCAGUUUCAAGGCACUCCCCUUCUUGCCUCAGCCAGUAUCGGUAUCCUCGGAGUCGACAUAUCGAGUGACGUGCAGUUUCGUGGUCACUUGGAAGGGAAGGCCAAAUUGGCCUCUGAAAAGCUUGGCGUGCUCAGCAGAGCGGGACAGUAUUUCAUGCCGGCACACCGCCUGCUACUUUACAAGGCGCAAGUUCGGCCUCACAUGGAAUACUGUUCCAAUCUCUGGGCAGGGGCUCCCCAGUGCCAGCUCCUUCCACUUGACCGCAUCCAACGCAGAGCGGCUCGAAUUGUCGACGACCGAGCCCUUUCCGAUCGGCUCGAUUCAUUGGCACUGCGAAGAGAUGUUGCAUCCCUUUGCAUUUUCUUUCGCAUCUACCAUGGGGAGUGCUCUGAGGAAUUGUUCGGAUUAAUCCCAGCCGCCAAAUUUCACGAACGCACAUCGCGGCAGAACUCCCGAUACCAUCCACACCAUCUGGAUGAUUGGCGGUCCACCACUGUGCGAUUUAGAAGAUGUUUUCUUCCUCGCACGACCUCCUUGUGGAAUCGAUUACCAUCAGCGAUUUUUCCGGACCGAUACGGCCGGCAACGCAUCUGCGAUUCCCCUGGUGUUGCAGUUGUUCAUGGGCGGCGGUAGUCACUUACCAUCAGGUGAGCCGCAUGCUCGUUUGCCCCCUCUCCUAU